Molecule: messenger RNA, 9454 nt
Organism: Dermacentor andersoni
Lineage: Eukaryota; Metazoa; Arthropoda; Arachnida; Ixodida; Ixodidae
Product: protein SSUH2 homolog
Source: RefSeq, a predicted model, not a curated record
CACCGCGGUAGCAGAGACACAAAAAGACAACGCAAGAACUCGUCGGCACACAGUCAGCGAGCUCUUUUGUCUAAGUCGGUGAAAUUGACGUCUUCCCCUACACCCAAGCGCUUCUCACGCCGUCGCAAAGGUUGAGACGGAUCGUUCAAAGAACCACAGCACGACGCAAGCAAUCAAGAGAAGUUCCUUGUCUCUCGUCGCCAAGGCUAGAGCGACGUCUACGCUCCUUGGCGGUAUAAAUACCGCCCAGGGAACGAAGCGAUAGCGAACGCUCAAACGGGCCAGAGGGUGUGCCGCGCUAUCAAGAGGGUCCUUUGUCUUUCGCGGGAGCUGGCAAGCGAUGCCGUGAUGACAAACGCGCGUCGCACCAGGAACCAGGGACGAACGAUUGAGAAUUCUGUGGAGGGCUUUCCGAAUCUCCUCUCUCUAGGAGCACAGAGAUUGUGGAUUCAUUGCGGUUGAGGCUCUACGUUGCUACAUUCAGCAAUCAGCUUGUCGUCUUGGCCCGGAGAACCAUUGACUUUUUCUUUCUGGAGCGUCUUCCCACUGUUCCAUCUGGAACGAGCGACCGCAGCGCAGGAUCUGUGAAGUGUCUCUGUUCACAAGUAUAUAUACAUAUAUAUAUUUUGCAGUGUAGGCACGUCUCCCUCUACACACCUCGAAAAGUUGGAACUCGACCUUCGCCGUUCGUUGAACAUUCGUACAGGCUGGAAGAGCCGGUGACGAUAUUAAAGCAGAUUUGACUUUGAGUGGUCGCAUACGAGGAUCUACUGUGAGCUCUUCAGCGUGCCAUACCGUCAGAAGUCGUUUCGGUUCGCUGUUUCCUGAGCGAGGAGACAGACAACUGCCCGCAGUCUUUAAUCUGUGUAAUAUAUAUUGUGGGAUACAUCGUGUCCAUCAAUUAACGAUGCGGAGCACCAAAACGAGCUGCAAGCGGCCGCCACCCUGCACGCGGCGUGUGCUCAAUCGUGAGCUCAGCGUGGCGUCCUCAACGUCCAGCUACAAACGGGCCAGCUUCAAAGGGUCUCAUGCAUCGUUCGCGAUGGACGACGAGCCAGAGCCUUCGGCGCCCCCGCUCGAGCUCAUGGAUAAAGUGGACGGCUACGAGCAGGCCUCCUUCGACGCCGUGGACGUCCCACCUCCGUACACGCCCUCGACGCCCAAAGAAGAGGAUACUCCUAAGCGAGCACCGCUACCAUGCACUCCGCAGGUGACGGAGCAAGAGGCCCGGCAAGCCUUAACCAAGCACGUGGCCAAGCACUGCUGCUACGGCAAGGCGUGCGCGCGAGACAUGGCCAUCACCAAGAUCGACCACACGUCCGCCUUCCACUACACCUUGGAGACGUUCACUGAGAAGCGGCAGACAGCCUGGUGCUUCGAACCGUACACAGGGGGUCCGGUGGACGGGCCGUCGGCGGGCCCCGCGCCGGGUCCCUGGGAGGUGCCGGUGCCCUCGCCGACUCCGUUCCAGUGCCAGACGACCUCGGUGGAAGUGCCCCACACGGCCUCGGUCAAGACUUGCCACACCUGCGGCGGCGUCGGACGGAAGCGGUGCGCCACGUGCAACGGAAACGGAUACGAGCAUUGCAGCUACUGUCAGGGCGAUGGCCAGAAGCGAAGUCUAUCGGGCGACAACGAUCGAUGUUUCCAAUGUCACGGCAUGGGUCGGAUGCGUUGUUGGAAAUGCAACGGCGACGGCGUGGCUCCGUGUCGCGCUUGUUCCGGUACCGGCCAGAUCAAGUGCUACAUCAAGCUCACCGUGGUUUGGUCGACGAAGACGGAUGACCACGUGGUCGAGCACUCCUUCGUACCGGACGACCAGAUUAAGUUUGUCUCGGGCCAGUUAGUCUUCGAAGAGCAGAACUCGAGGAUUUGGCCGAUCAACCACUUUCCCGACAUGACGGUCAACAUGGCCUCCGUGCAACUGGUGCAGAAGCACGCGGCCGCUUUCAAGUCGGAGAAGAUCCUCAUGCAGAGGCAGCGGGUGCGCGUGAUCCCGGUGUCGACGGUGUACUACGAGUGGCGCUCGCACGUGGGCACCUUCAGCGUGUUCGGCCACGAGAAGAAAGCGUACGCGCCGGACUACCCGCAAAGUUGCUGCUGCGGGUGCACCAUCCUCUGAAUGGCGCCCAGCGGACGACCGCGUUACCUGUGAACAGCUGAGCGUGUGUAUGGAGUACAUGCACGACCACGCAGCUGCGAUUAGCUAUAGGCGCAGCAGUUUUGCGCGCCUGCGGCAGAUUGAAAACAAAGGAAGGGAGUCACGUGAACGUGGACUUUCUGUUCAUGGAAGCGGCGCCGAUGCUUUGUUCUCAGGGGUUGCCCUGCUGGCCGUCGCCAGAAAGAGUUGAUAUACGAGAAUGCCAUCUCGGCUAUGAUGAAUGUGUCUGUGCGUAAGGCUAAUUCAUGACAUGUGCGGAAAAGAAAGAACCACGUUACUGCCGCCAUUUCCCAAAAGGCCGAAGCACGCCGUGAUUGAACGGAAAGGCUAGGUCACGUGAUCACAGCGACCGGCAAUAAGGUCUAGCCAAAGGAAAUGCAAUGCCCGGAUUAAUUUAAACUGACAGCCGCGUUUAACAGUUGGUCGCUUGUACCCAAACUUGUGGGCUAGCGGUUCACAGAGAGCAGUGUAUAUACUGUACCGUAUGACUUAAUAGUUGGCUUCGCAUUACGCGGUACCGUGCCGCGGCCCAUAGUCAUCACGUUGCGUACAUUUUCUUCUUUUUUCGUUAAAGAGCAAAUGCGUGAUCAACUGACAGCACAACGACGCUGUCAGAUAUGCUCGAUUAAUCGCACUUUAAACUGCCCGCCAAACAUCUCUGAAUAUUUUGUAUGUGGACCAGCCACGUCAGCGAAGUGCACACUAUGUGAUAUGGCUUAGAAUUAAUACCCUGGAAGCAGUGCGCUUCUUCGAGCUUUCUCUAAGUUUUAUUUUUAUCUAUAUGUGAUGCUACUUUUCUUUUUCUGUAUUCACUUACAGCAGUAAACCACAUUUAUCGAAGUGCGGUCAGCCGCGCUAGAGGACAUUCUUGAGGCAUCCGACGUAACGCCAUGGCUUUUUAUGUCAAAGUUCUCUUGCCCUGAUCCGAGUUCUUCGGACAUCCACUUUCUUCUUUUUUCGUGUAUAUAGUAGCGAAGACGCGCCCUGCGACUAUACAGAAACAAAUGGUUGUGGACGAUCGGUAAAAGAAGGCGUAGACACAUGCGCCUCUUUCGCAGCUUCACCUUGCUCCUCGUAGCGGCAAAUUCACUCCGCAGGUCGCAAAUACUCAGCGCUUCAUCAUCAUUCCUGCCUGGAGACAUUCUCUAGCACCGCGUCGUCGGAGGUCAUAAAACCCGCCGAACGUUUCCGCUCGCCCCUAGAUACGCGCACUCGAUAAGGGACGGUGGGUGAGGGGCGCUAACAAGCGAAUAUGGCGGCGUCGCGCCGUGCCCUCCCGCGGCUCCUCGCGCGAAUGCCUCGAGAAAUCGCAGCAGUGCGUCCUCGGGCGUCUUCCUCCUGUGUCGGGCGAGGCCGAUGGAGCGCGAAAUACUCUCCCCCAAAAAAGCGGACGCGCGCGUGAUGGCAGUCGUUUCCCGUCGAACCCGCCCUCGCGCCAUCUUCGGUCGAAAGCGAGCUAGCUAGCUGGGCAUUCGCGUCCUCCGAGAAGCAAGAAUGUUCGCGCUGGGCCGCCCUGCUCUUCGCUCGGUGCUGCGAGAUCUCACCGGCGCCUCCGCGGAUAAAUAAAAAAAUAAAAGAAUACAAAUAUUUUCGAAUCGUCGCCGCGCGGCAGCGCACGCCACGGGGAGUUCGCGCCUGUAAACGAACGAGUCUUCGUCUUUUUUUUUUUUUUUCUUUUUUCCGGCUGUCUCGUGAUGCUCGCGUGCCGCUGACUACGUAGUCCCUUUCUGCUUCCAGUGCCCCCAGCGCGGUCUGCUUGUAACUCGCUUUUCUUGCCCUGUGGACGUUUUUGCGCUUCAAGGCUGGCGUCGACCGAUCUUGGGCGCGGGGAUGGAUGGAUGUCCGACACGUGCCAAGAACGCUUGCACGCGAACAUGGCACGCCAGCGAACGGGAUUUGGGGUGGGGAGGGGGGGAGGCGAUGUCGCACGGCGUCUCUUUUUCGGUACGGCGCGGCACCGUUAGUCGCGUGCAGCGGUAUGCUGCGUGGCCCCACGUAGCACGCGGUGUGUAUCGCUAUUCAACGGUGUAGUCCGUUGCCCGACUUGGCGCCCAUCGGUGGUGUUCGCGAUAGAUUUCUUGACACCGCUAGUCGCCCCUCGCAUUGCGGUGUUGGUAAAGCCCUUAAACGUAUCGAGCAGUCGCUCUGCGAGUACGCAAGAAGCGCGUUUUGGAAAAAGGCUUAACUUCUCACAUCUGCCGGUAGACACACUUGCGUGGUUUUGGACGUGGUAGAAGUCCGAAGACGGCUUCGUGGAUGUGAGCUUACCUCUGUCGAAGCCGCGGUAUGUCGAUGCGUUGGUCGUAUGUUCUAGACCCGUAUACUGUAUCUCAGUAGUCUCCUUUUGCGCUGUGAAAGCUACAGGUAGACCCAGUCAGUGAGAUACACGGACGCUUGCUGUGUUACCGUUCUCGCCUGCGUGGUGCUUUCUCGUGGCACCUGCAGUGCCUACGUACAAAGAUGAUCAGAUUUCGAUGUUGCAUUUUCAGACUGGAUGGUACUUACGUGCUAAAAGUUGGGACCCAAGCACGUGUAUUUGAAUGCCCCGCUUGUGCUAACGUCGAGUUUUCAUGGCGACGUCUCCCAAGGCUUAAACAGGUACAAAGGCAAGCUGCGGCCACACACACACACACACAAAAAUAAGAAAGAAAAGAGUGAGAGAAAACGACAUUUUUUCUUAUAAUUUGCGAGUGAGGCGAGGCUAAGGAAAAUUUUACAAGGGGAAAUCCAUGGUGAAGUAGGUGGGAACGAUGUCGCCAGUGCAGGCCGCACCUAGUUUUUUGAAUAGUAAGGUAGGUUUAAGUUUGGGUUUGAGAUAGGUUGGUAUUUAAGGAACUAACAAGUAUACUGUAAGUUGUGUCUGUGAAGAAUUGUGCCACUCCAAGGAAUGAAACAAGGUACAAUUUUUUUUUUGUUACUCCACUUGAGACAUGAAGCAGCAGUAGGUUUUUAUAGGUUAAAAUGCGGUUUAUGCCACGCAGAAUAGUGUGCAGCUGCCCUGUUCAUGUCCUGUUAGGGCACAAUAUGUACAGAUAAAAUGCUUUGGUGAUCGAAUAAUCAAUCACGGCAUAGCUGAACACAGCCUUAGUGUACCUUGUAGGUAGCUACGACAGCGCUGAAGGGAUUUACUGUGAUGGAGUAUGGGAGAGUUGAGAAGGAAAGAGUUCAAAGGCCAGAGGGCUACCAUAUAAUGAUUCUGUACUUUUCUCAUCAAGACACCUAGUAGCCCUCGCUGGUCAAACAUAUUACAAAGAUGGACUGUUGUAUAUCUCAGUUGGCAUUUUCUGAACAGGUGUCAGAGUACACCUAAAUGGCCAUGCUGGAUGGUACAUAAAGUUCAUAACAGACAUAGGAAUAAAAGAAAAAAAAAAGCAUAAAACAAUGCAGUAAAAUGGGGCAGUUCUUAAACAAUGAUAGGAGACCUUACUCGCAACCCCAUGUACAAAAACUAUGUUAAACUCUGUUGCUGUGCGGCAUUGUUGGCUCGCAGAGUAGCAUUGCAGCUGUGAUAGCUGCAGGUAGAAAUCAUUGGCAAAACCAUAUGUUGUAUUGAUUUCUACAUUGAAUGCACCUUGGAUAGAUAAAAAGAUGGCCUGUGGAGUCACCGUGCAGCAGGACACACGUUCCUCAUCAAGCAAAAUAAUGUAUUAAUAGUAUAUUGGCCUGCUGUAAAUCUUGGAAGUACUUACGGCUUUCUUUAUACAUGCGGGUAAUUGUAUAGUUGUUUGUGAACUUUGUGCAUUGAAAUUCCAAUGUGUUUGUGUCUUGCAAGCAAACAGAGUUUCUGUGAGCCUGGUUGCUCAGUAGCUGCUUGGUUAUGGAAACACACUCAAUAUUUUGUUGCUGAGGCUUGCCUCCAAAGAUGAGCUUGUAUAAUAGAGUGGUAGAUUGUUCUAAAGAUGUUGUAAUACAUGCUGUGUGUCAAGCUCUCAUAUAAGAUGCUUGUCGUCCGGCAAUGUCUAUGAUGUGACGACGUGUCAUUGCUGUACACUGUGUGCAGCAUAGUGCACGCUGAUUAAGUGUUGUGCUUGAGACUAUACGUCUUGUUUGUGACGCCAGAGUGGAUUCAGUGUUUGAGAAAAAAAUGCAAGACAAAAAAUCUUGCAAGUCAGCAUUCUUGUUAGAAGGAAUUAAACAGUGUAUGCUGCUCUGGGCAGCACAUCUCAGAUACUCUCACCAUGAAUGUGUUUCAAACAUUGUAAGCGCGUCACCGGUGUAUGUAUGUGUGUGUGUACGUGGAAAAUCAUCUGUAAAGACAGUUGUAGGUGUACUGCUGAGGGACUGUGUUUAGUGUUGGUGGGGAACGGUUAAAAUGGUAGGAACAAUGUUAGAACGAUGCAAUCACCAACUGAACGUGUGGGGUUUCUUUCAGCUUUGGGCUGUUCUCUCAUUUUCAGCUGCUGAUAACUCAUGCUGGUCUAUCUAUUCCUUACGGGCAAUGUCACCCGUGCAUGCAUUUUUCAUGGCUGAAGGUGUGCACAUGAGGCUAGAUACAAAUUGGAAGCAAAAAGACGUAAUAUACACACCAUGCCUCACCACCAUGUCUGUCAUUCGUAUUGUUUCUGUGAAGUGAUGUGACACAAACUGCAGAACAGAAAAGCAGCUUGUUUCAGCGUGUGCACCUUGUGAGAAUCAAGGCUUGCACUGUGCAAACAACGGCCCAACGGGACCAAAUACUUGUGCUGUCCUAAAUUUGCUGUGUGUCAUUGCGACACAAAUGUAACUAAACGAGUGUUCUCAAGUUUCCUCCCCAAAAGUGCACGUCCCAGUGCAACAUGCUGGAGCGAGGUCCAAUCAGCUGACGAAUACUCAGAUGUAUUAGUCUCAUACACAGGUUGUCUGCGGUUACAACCAACUCCUAAGAGUCGUUAUUAACAUAAUCAAAGCACCGUAUUUGCAUGAAUAUAAUAAAUUUUUCUCUUUGGUGUUUUUUUGUCUAAACCUAUAGCUCGCACUAGGAACCACUAGCAAACUUUAAAAGUAUAAAGUGACAACAUUUUAAAAAGAAUUGACCUCCACCUCAAUCACUUGAGCUAUUGAAGAAAGCCAAGUUCAGACCAUUUGUGUUCUGUAAUAUCGCCUUGUCCACGUAGCACGCAACAGCAGCACCAAGGAAUACUGGCAAGUUCUUGACUUUUUAUAAUUAGGCUUCACUGCCAACAGGCUGUUAAAGAUGUAAAAAAGCCUUGGUGGAGACAGUGAAUAAAAACAGGCUGCAGCCACUUAAUUUUCCACCUGCCUGUAUUAAUGCGUUUUCUGUUCUAAGCCAUUGGCUGUGGUUACUUAAUGCAGUGUUGAGUGGUGUCAUGAUCACAAUGUUGCAUUUUUAUUUCUGAUGCAUCAACAAGUCAAACCUCAUAUUACAUUCAUGCAAAUACAAUAGCACAAGUGGCUCACUUGCCGAGUAAAGCGUUAGAGAAGUUUGCAACUCUCUCUUGUGAACCGACUCUUUAAAUAUCAGCUGCUGAAACUGCCCUCAUAACUGUUUGACAAGACAGCAGAGAGUAUAAAAAUAUAUGCACUUAUCCAUUAAAAAAGAAAGGAUGUCAAAGAAUACUCAUAAAUCAUAUGAAUUGCUGCAGCUGUUCUGGCUCAUGAAGGUAUUCAGGCUUUUAACCACCUCUAUGCUAGUGAUAUCGACCGCCAAUGGUAUGUCGGUGCAGUGAGGAGUGUAACCAAAGUAAUGUUACCAGACCUAAAUGUAUAUAUAGACUUAUAGUCAUCAGCCAAAAAGGGCAAAACUUUUAUUGAGAAAUACAACAGAUAUGCUUGAACCUGCAUGCCAUACUCAAGGGAUGUGUGUGACAAAAUCUUUUGUGGCGUUGCUCCAAACUUGGAAUUAGUGAAUGAUGUGCACUACAAUGACAUCAUUGCCGUGCGGUUAUAGUCACAAAGUUAUUGGAAGAGUUUUCAGUAAUUAUUAAAAAAUAAUUUUGCCAUAAUUUGCUGUGGCUUCUGUGCAGUUGAACUACGACUUCAACUGCGAGUGACAUUAAGUGUGAGCCGUACAGCAUAAAUGAAACAUGUCGUGGCAGCCUUUACACAUGCUGUACCUCUGGCCAGCAUCACUAACUUCUACAGACAGAACUGUGUGCACAAUGCUUUCUUUACCCAACAGCCAAUCCUUUUCCACUGCUCAAAUCACUGUGGCUGUCUUCACUGCUUUUCCUUGCUGGGGGAAUCCUUACCAUAUCAGAGGCAAGUGUGGAGCCUGAAAUUAAAACUACGAAGACAAAACCUUUCCCAUUAACUUCUACAGCAGAGUUCCAGGGCACACUGUCCUGUUGUGGCAGGAACCAUAGAUUUCCUUUAUACUUAAUACUGAAACUUCUAAGAAUGGCCAAGAAUGGCAAAGGUCGCCAAAAAUAUCUGUGUAAUUUAUGGCUGCAACUUGGUUCAACUGCUGAAUCUGCACAGCGGGUGUAAAACCUGAAUUGGAGACGGGCCAAGCCAGAAAAUCAUUGAUCAAUUUUUGGGUCUUACAACCUCCAUGCAUAACCAUGCAUGAACAUUGUCAUUGAUGUAAGGAAGGCAAUACAAAAUAUGCUUGGUGAUGUAUGUGUGUUCAUCUUGUCACCGAACCUGACCACUGCCAGAUGAGACAGCAUGACUUAGUCUGAAGGGUUAGUUAAAAUUAAGACAAGCAUAAGGCGAAAGGACCGAAUAAAUUAUUUUGGACAGACUGUCACAAGUCAUUUAAACAUCAAGCCUUGUCUUGCAAGAGGCAAAGUAGUCUUUCUGCAAAUAACCAUAAGGAAAGACGUUGCAGGAUGCCUCGACUCUGUUAGGCAUGCGGUUCCCGCCAGAUGUGCUUAGAAUCGUUCCAAUCUCAAGGAGAACAUCUCACUAGUGUUCAAGCACUGAUGGAACCUUAAAUUUGACAUGAAGGUCUGGAGAAAAUUUCUCACUUGGUUGAUUGAUAUCUGCCAGAGUCAUCAUUUGGGUCCCUUAUCUCUUUUUCUGCAAACUUGAACAAAUAUUGAAGUUGCGAUGUCUUGAAUACUAGUGGAGCAUCUCUCGCAAGAGUGGACGAAUCUGUACACCACUGCUGCUUACAAAAAGCUACACUUGGGUUUUGUGCUUGCAGUGUUAGCAUACUGCAAAUUCGCCACUCAGUCCUCUCAGCUGUACCGAUCACUUAGCAAUCUACAUGCACUCCAUACCCCAGUGUUUUAUUUAACUUUGCUUUGUUCCAGAUUCAAUGAAAGUUCUAUGUUAUCACACAGUGCAUGUGCAUUUUAUGUGUCGUUUCAAAAGCUGUUGCAAAUGUCAGUAAAGUUUAUUUAAAUCUUA